Cuscuta epithymum is the source of this 1901-nucleotide messenger RNA. NCBI's taxonomy places the organism in Eukaryota, Viridiplantae, Streptophyta, Magnoliopsida, Solanales, Convolvulaceae. The record is from the annotation of a GenBank genome assembly.
CCCGCGUGUAAAAACUGUCUUUAAAAAAAUAGUAGUAGCACGAUCAAAGGUAGCACCUUGCAACUUGCAUUAGUUGCAUAGUGCACGGGCCGACUGUAAAGCCAAAUGUAUGCGCCUGCCCGUCCUCGCCGAGGUUCCCUGAAAUGCCGUCUAUCGUGACUGGAAUCUACCAGACAAACCCUAGCCCCACUGGGAUGGCGAAGCCUCAGCCUUCUUACUCUUCAGCGACUUCGGCCUUGAUCCGGAAGCGGCGCUGGCAUUUGGUGAUUGCUCUCCUUGUCAUGCUCUCCAUCACCACAGCCAUUGCCUUUCUAAUCAGAGGCGGGAUCGACUCCUCCUGCAAUUGCAGCAGAUUGGUGGAUUCUGGGAAGAUUUAUGGUGCUAAUGUGGAAAUUUCCAAGCAGGUUGGACCUGCUGGGACUCGUAGGAGCCCGCUCAGUUUCAUGAAGUCGAAGCUCGUGCUCCUGGUUUCUCAUGAACUCUCUCUUUCAGGUGGGCCUCUCUUGUUGAUGGAGAUGGCUUUUCUGUUGAGAGGUGUUGGUGCUGAAGUCUGUUGGAUCACAAAUCAAAGACCAGCUGAAGCAGAUAAUGUCAUAUACAGUUUGGAACAUAAAUUGCUUGACCGAGGAGUACAGGUUCUCCCUGCAAAGGGUCAAGAAGCAAAAGACACUGCUCUAAAAGCUGACUUGGUUGUUUUAAACACCGCAGUUGCUGGAAAGUGGCUAGAUGCUGUUCUCAUGGACAAUAUUCCUCGUGUCCUCCCCAAAGUUCUAUGGUGGAUCCAUGAAAUGCGAGGGCACUACUUCAAGCUGGACUAUGUAAAGCAUCUUCCGUCUGUUGCUGGUGCAAUGAUUGAUUCACAUGUAACAGCAGACUACUGGAAGAAUAGGACAGCAAUGCGCUUAAGGAUCAAAAUGCCUAAAACCUACGUCGUUCACCUUGGGAAUAGCAAGGAGUUAAUGGAAGUUGCUGAGGAUAGUGUUGCUAAAAGGAUAUUGAGAGAGCAUGUUCGUGAGUCACUUGGAGUUCGAAAUGAAGAUAUACUGUUUGCCCUCAUAAACAGUGUUUCUCGUGGCAAAGGUCAAGAUUUGUUUUUGCACUCCUUCUAUGAGAGCCUUCAACUGAUUCAGCAUAAAAAGUUGCAAUUGCCUUCCGUGCAUGCUGUUGUUGUAGGAAGUGAUAUGACAGGUCAAAGCAAGUUUGAGUUGGAGCUUAGGAACUUUGUACAACUUAAGAAGAUCGAAAACUAUGUGCAUUUUGUCAAUAAGACUCUGACUGUCGCACCAUAUCUUGCUGCCGUUGAUGUUCUUGUACAAAAUUCACAGGCUCGGGGAGAAUGUUUUGGUAGGAUUACCAUUGAAGCCAUGGCCUUUCAGCUUCCUGUGCUAGGAACUGCAGCUGGCGGUACACAAGAAAUUGUUCUGAAUGGAACAACUGGUUUACUGCAUCCUGUGGGAAAAGAUGGGAUAAUGCCUCUUGCAAGAAAUAUAGUCAACCUUGCCUCUCAUGUUGAGAGGAGGCUUACAAUGGGUAAGAAGGGCUACGAGAGGGUGAAAGAAGUAUUUUUGGAGUACCAUAUGGAAGAACGAAUUGCUGCUGUUUUGCAGGAUGUGCUUCAAAGGAUGCCUACGACACCACAGUCUAGAAUGUAGAGCACAAAGUAUGUUAAUAUAAAAUCACACGCAAUGUAGUUCUAGGCUUUCUUCCGGACAGAUAAUUGAUUUGUUUUACGUUUUGCUAAUUUGUACAGACUAUAUUGUUGACAUUAGUUAUAUUUUUGGGAUCCUAGUGUACUCAACAAUUUCCAGCAUUCUAAUAGAGUUUCUCCCCUCUAAAUAGUGCUCUUUGGUGACUUGGUAUGAUAUCUAGGACUUGGGGAGUUGGGGGUGUUAAAGAACAGA